AUGACUAACCCCCAAGAUAACCCAGGCACUCCUCCACAACCUACACCCUCUGAUUACUUCCCCCCUCCUCAACCCAGCACAAACCCCCAACCUAGGAGAAGGCGAGUGAAGAUGCUUGCUCGCAAAACUGUAGCUACAGGUGCGCUUUUAAAGAAACCGAACGCCAAAUUAAAGGCUAGCCAAGCACAAGAUUCUGAAAACUCAGAUGACUCCUUCAAAUCUGCAAGUGAGGGGGAAGGAACUGGGUCUUCUGAUUCUAAGAAGGCUCAAAAUCCCCCUUCUGAGAAAGUGGCCGCAAGCUAUAAUCCAAAAAAAAGGACAACCUUAACACCAAAAGCCCCCAGCACUGCAAAAACUACCAAGAAAAGGAAGGCUACUUCUCCAACAACUACUGAGAUUCCUCUAGCAAAAGGAAGGGCCACAAGGAGUAAGUUGAAGCAGAGUGAGGAGGAGUUAUAA
This is a messenger RNA of Nicotiana attenuata, 459 nucleotides long. RefSeq lists its product as uncharacterized. The transcript is spliced from 2 exons. NCBI's taxonomy places the organism in Eukaryota, Viridiplantae, Streptophyta, Magnoliopsida, Solanales, Solanaceae. The coding region runs from base 1 to 459 and encodes 152 amino acids. The record is from RefSeq and is a predicted model, not a curated record.